Messenger RNA from Ascoidea rubescens DSM 1968, 262 nucleotides. RefSeq lists its product as uncharacterized. NCBI's taxonomy places the organism in Eukaryota, Fungi, Ascomycota, Saccharomycetes, Ascoideales, Ascoideaceae. The transcript has a single exon. Bases 38 to 193 code for a protein of 51 amino acids. The record is from RefSeq and is a predicted model, not a curated record.
GUCGGUCCAAACGCUAUUCUCAAACUUGUUGAAUGUUAUGACUUCUCAUACAAAGUCAUGCAAGUCCAUAAUAACCCAUUCUAGCCCAGCUGGUGUACCAGCAGCACUUUCUGGUAGACAAAGAGCAAAGAGGAGUUCAAAGCUGGUCUUGAUUUGGUAUAGCUGCGCAUGGAGAGAUAUCAAUGGUUAUUGAUGGUUAUUGCUAUGGCAGUUUGUCCUUUGUUAGGUUGUAGUUGUUGAUCAUUUGCGAGAUGUUACUGAA